Molecule: messenger RNA, 3228 nt
Organism: Nematolebias whitei (Rio pearlfish)
Lineage: Eukaryota; Metazoa; Chordata; Actinopteri; Cyprinodontiformes; Rivulidae
Gene: adisspb
Product: chromosome 1 C20orf27 homolog
Source: RefSeq, a predicted model, not a curated record
CGGAAAUCAUCCGCCAGAGACACAGUGCAGAAGAGGAAAGCGCAGAUUUUGAGCGGGUGCUUCAGGAGGGGUCUGAGCGGCAUUUUUCAUUCAACAACACUUCCACAAAGACGAAACUUGUCUUUUGUUAUCAGGCCAGUCGAAAUUAUCAAGCUAGGACGGAGUAAACUAAGGGUUGAUCUGUGGUCAGACUGCUGAGAUGACAAAGCUGUGACAGUGGACAAGGCCCAGUUUGUGUGACAUGGCUACUGCUAAGAAGAGUUGUGCAAAGAUGGGGGGCGUGCACUUCACAGAAGAACUACCUUCUUCUGGAGCCCCAUCUCACGUUCAUUUUGACGAGAAGCUACAUGAUUCUGUUGUCAUGGUGACUCUGGAGGACGACGGCAACUUCAUGGUCAAGGUUGGCUUCCUAAAGACGCAGCAUCGUUAUGAAAUAGUGUUCACCCUGCCGGAGGUCCCCGCUCUAGGAAAAAAUGUGUGUCCAGCUCCAAUACCAAAUCCCCACCUCCAGAUCUCUGACAUUAAACCUGCAGCAGACGAUCGCCACCACGGCACACCCAUGCUGCUGGAGGGGGUCCGAUGUAUCGGCAUGGAGCUGGAGUACGACUCGGAGCAGAGCGACUGGCAAGGGUUCGACUAGACCACCCUCGCCAGCUGCAAACACAUCUGCAGCCUCCCCCGUCUGCCGUGUCACCGGCGGUCGGUCAUCUUGGAGGAAGAAGAACCGGAAGCCACGACGUUCAGCGCUGGAGCCUCAUCCUGAGAAUAAUAAUAAAGGAAACAUUCCUCGACUGGAAAAUCAAAGUUUCAAUUAAAGCCAUAGUUCAGAUCUUUAGACGCAAGGUUCUGUCGAAACGUUAUAUGCAGUUAUUAUCUUACCUGUUGUAGAUAGCUCUUUGAACAACCUUGCUUUGGAAAAAUGGUUUAAUACGGACCAGACUGACGAGUUCGGGGUUGGACCGAGAGCAGCCAAGAUCAGCUGCAGCGUUUGAAACACUUUUAUAAAUGUUUACGUCACUGUCAGUUUAAAGCUUAUUGUUGUCCAUAUAGUUGAUUUAAGCCAUAACAGACUCAGGAUAGGCACACAUUAAUGGUUUUACCCAUGGCUGUCGGUGCGUGGGUUCAUGGGUUUGUCUGUCAGCAAAAUAUCUCAACUUUCAGAACGUAAUCUAAGAUGUACAACUACAACUGAUGAACUUUUGGAAUUCGAGUCAAGAUGGCCACCACAGCCAACUCACAGACGUUUACUGUGUGAGUGUUACUGUGCAAGAGCUUUGCUCAAGACUUUAACAUUAACUGUUUAGUCAGCCCAGUUAGUCUGUUAGCAAAAUAUCUUAACUACUGGAUACAUUUGAUUGGAGCUCUCAGAAAGUAAUUACUGGAUAAACAUCUACUGUUGAACUUUUCAAAAUUAGCGCCACGGUAAUUCAACGUGAACUCCGCGACUCGCUCCGUUCUGCGGGCCUUGAGCUAGCGUGUGAUGUGGUAGUAGCUGAGAGUCAUGCACAGCGUACCCUUUGAGCGUGACGUCUCGUCUUAGUGCAUGACGUCAUACAUGACAUUAUUCCUACAACGCUCUUUCCUCGUGACACUUUAAGGUGUUUACACUACACACAUGGAGCGGCAGCAGCUAGCUGUAGCACUUCUUUUGACGCCCGGGGGCUACGUUUUUAAUCUGUACUGAAAACAUGUAAUUCACAUCUGACAGUGUUGUAAAUGUUUACCGUUUGUGCGGACCGCAAAGCGACUGUUCUUGACUAGCCGUUAGCUCAUCAGCUCUGAUUAAACUGAGGCCGUUGAAAGAGACAUCUACAGCAGGUAAGAUAUUAACUGUGAAUCCGUUCGAGGUUCAAAGCUGUGCACGAGGGUUGUUCUGUGACCGUACACACAGUUUAAAUGGGAUCUGCACGGUUUGGAGAAAUCAAGCUGAAUGGCGUCGUGACACCGAGUCUGAUGAUGUUUGUCCCACAGCUCCCAUCAGACGCCUUCAUUUAUCCAACUGAUGCACAUUUAGACCCUGACGCUUCUGCCUGCUCAAUCUUUGACGUUAAAGGUUCUAAUCCGUAUUCUCUUUGACUUCAACCUAUAGUUUCCACACAGAUGCUACUUAGAGAUUAUUUUUAUAGGUAGGAUGAAGAAUGCAGCUUCACUGAGGAAAUGACUCGCUUUAUUUGACAUAUUUCAGUAUUUUAGUUUUUUUCUGGCUUUACAACUUUUAUUUUGACACCCAACUGAAUUCUUUUGAGGGAUUUUAAAUGUUCUGCUGCCAUAAACAUCUUUUUAUCAGCUGCAUUUUCCUUCUGAUCUUCCUGUUCUUGUUUAAUAAGUAAGAAUGGUACAAUCAAACCAAUAAGUGAAGCCUAAAAGCACGGCUGCUGCUUUGAGAAUAUUGUUUUAACGGCGUCCAACAGAAAGAAAACCUCGUCAAAUGCUGUAUUUUUCGGACUAUAAGGCGCAUUAAGCGAAGCAAGUUAAUUUUCAUAAAAUUGGCUCCAGGUCAGUGAGCACAGCAGAGUUGAUACGCACCGGAUUAUAAGGCUCACUGUCGAUUUCUGAGAUAAUUCAAGGAUUUUAAUUGUCUUAUAGUCUGAAAUAUACAGUAAGUCGUUCCCAUGUCUGAUUCUGAUCAUUUCAUGUUGUAACAUUACGUGUUGAGUCUGUUUUAAACUUCAUUUAUUUGGGUGUUAAUCUGAGACUUGUUUACUUUUUGUUUGUUUUUAAUAAGCAUCUUGAUUAUUUCACCUGGACACAAGUCCUUUUGUUCCUGCCGCCCUCUUAAAACGAUUGAGACAAAACUUGAGGAAUAAAAGCAUUUUGUUUUUAAACGUACAAAGCCUUUAGGAACACGCACGUGUGACAGAAGUGCCUUUCGUUCCAGCGUCCAGCUCCUCUCAUUUCCUGUUUUAUGUUCAUUUUUCCACAAACGUAUAGAAACUGGUUUGUUUUGGGAUAAAUGUUAAGAUUUGAAUUUCCAGUAAGUAAAACACGUUUUUACUAAAAGCAACAAUCUGAAAGUUGUCUUUACAGAUCAAGUGCCAUGAUCUCAUUUUCAUGUCCCCUCCUGUUGUUGUUUUUGUUUGUUGACUGAAUGUAGGCGCCUUGAACCAAACGAGUUCAGGUUUGUUUUUGUUUACGUUGUUUAGGUCCACGUGUUUUGUAGUGUUUCAUGAAUGUACAGUAGUGCUGUUGAGGUCUGCUCCCUGUGGAUGUGACUUGUAUUGGGUUUUU